Molecule: messenger RNA, 4373 nt
Organism: Archocentrus centrarchus (flier cichlid)
Lineage: Eukaryota; Metazoa; Chordata; Actinopteri; Cichliformes; Cichlidae
Gene: fgd4a
Product: FYVE, RhoGEF and PH domain containing 4a
Exons: 18
Coding region: 774-2948 (724 amino acids)
Biological process (GO): cytoskeleton organization; filopodium assembly
Cellular component (GO): cytoplasm
Molecular function (GO): metal ion binding; guanyl-nucleotide exchange factor activity
Source: RefSeq, a predicted model, not a curated record
CUUACCCAACACAAUGGGACCGCUUGUCUACGCAACACACACAGGCAUAUGCACAAACACAUUCACACACACAGAGGGGGCUUCACUCUGGGGCUGAGUAUUGCUCCCCCGCCAUAUGCCCUGUCUCCGCUGGAAUGUGAUUAUCCUCGUUUGCUGUAGAAAGGACAGAGCACUGAGGUAAAAGAAGGAAGAAAGCAUGGAGAGGUUAGGCUAAAGGGUGACUGGGUGUAGAAAUGUGUCUGUGUGAGAGAGACAGAGAGAGAGAGCGGGAAGGAAGGGAGGAUGCAACCAACGCAGUGAGGCAGCAGUUUAACACCAACCUCAACCUGCCAGUGUGAGCGACAGAGCGCAGAGAGAGAGGAGGAAGAGAGGUUUCCGCUUCAGUCUAAAGGCGUUCAGUUUCUUCACUGGACUCCACUAUUCUCAGUGGACUCAACCUGCUCUAAGAGAGGAAGGACAAAUCUACCUGUUGCCAGUCUGAGAACACUGAAGAGGAGGCUUGUGUGGCGGUGAAAAUCGAGCAAUCCAGAGCUCUAGGUAGCAGCCCAGCGUGUGAACGCAGCGAAGCACCGAGUGUGCAGGCGUGUCUGAGUCGGGUGAGCGCAAGGACGACGAACACGAGCAGGGGAAGGGUCAAUGGAAGAGUCCCUGACAGCAGGCCUUGUCUGCAGUCUAAACCAGCAGUGCCUCCAAAGCCACCACACCUCCAAAGCCCAGUGACAGAUAUCACAUCCCCACUGGGCCACAUCCAGAAACCACCACUUAGUACCAUUAUGGAGGACAGAAGUGGAGGAGGAAAAAUGGGGGCUGUCAGCCGAGAGAGAGACAGAGAGAAACCCUCCAAAGUCUCAGACCUGAUCAGCCGCUUUGAGGAGAACAGCAACGCAGAGAACAAGAGAGACGGCUCACCGCUCAAACACAUCAGCAAGUCUGCCAACUGCAGUCCAGCUCACCGUGCCUACCCAAAGACAGAGAAUAGCAGCUCUGCAGUGGCCACAACGCAGGAUGCCCACAAACCAGCAGCUAAUGGGGUGCUAGUGCAGAUGGAGAAGGACAAAAACAAGGAGGAGGACAAAGAGGAGAAGCAUGAAAGCGUGAGGACAGAGACUGCUGAGCUUGUCAAUGGAGAUAUGGGGAGCUCAGAACAGAGCGAUGAUCAUUCACCUUCACACACAGAAAGGACUGAUACAGAGAUUGAGAAUGAGGACAGUGAGACUAAAACAGAAGGUGAACAUAGGAAUGAAGAAGGGAGCACAGACCACAAGGAGACAAACGAACAGAAGUUAUUUAAUAUCGCCAACGAGCUCUUGCACACAGAGAAGGCUUACGUAGCCCGACUGAACCUGCUGGACCAGGUGUUUUGUGCUAAGCUAAUGGAGGAGGCCAAUAAGGGAACAUUCCCCCCGGAUGUAGUGAAGAACAUCUUUUCCAAUAUCUCCUCCAUCCACGCCUUUCACAGCCAGUUUCUGCUCCCAGACUUGGAGAAACGCAUGGGAGAAUGGGCCUCCACACCUCGCAUUGGGGACAUCCUGCAGAAACUCACACCCUUCCUCAAAAUGUACGCAGAAUAUGUGAAGAAUUUCGACAAAGCCAUGGAGCUGCUGAAACAGUGGACAGACCGUUCACCUCAGUUCAAGGCUAUAAUUCAGGAGAUACAGAGUCAACAGGUCUGUGGGUGUCUAACGCUGCAGCAUCACAUGUUGGAGCCAGUGCAGAGGGUCCCUCGAUAUGAGAUGCUGCUUAAAGACUACCUGAAGAAGCUGCCUCAGGAUGACCCUGAUCGACGAGAUGCAGAAAAAUCAUUAGAGAUUAUUGGAACAGCAGCUACUCACUCCAACAGUGCCAUAAGAAAGUCUGAAAAUCUAAAAAAACUACUGGAGAUAUACGAGAUGCUGGGCGAGGAGGAAGACAUUGUUAACCCUUCUAACGAGUUCAUCAAAGAGGGCCACAUCCUGAAGCUGGCAGCCAGGAAUACGUCAGCGAUGGAGCGAUACCUCUUCUUGUUCAACAACAUGCUGUUAUACUGCGUUCCAAAAUUUAGCCUUGGAGGGCCUAAGUAUACGGUGAGGACUCGAAUCGGCAUCGAUGGGAUGAAGGUCCUGGAAACAACCAAUGAGGACUACCCUCAUACCUUCCAAGUGUCUGGGAAGGAGAGGACACUGGAACUCCAGGCCAGCUCAGAGCAAGACAAGACUGACUGGAUUAAGGCUUUCCAGAAGACCAUCGAGAUCUUCCAGCAGAAAAAUGAGUCAUUCAAGAAUGCACUAAAAGAUGUAGAAGAAGUGUCGAAAGCUGAGCUUGGAAAGCGUGCCCCGCGCUGGAUCCGGGACAACGAAGUAACAAUGUGUAUGAAGUGUAAGGAGUCCUUCAACGCUAUUACACGUCGGAGACACCACUGCAGAGCCUGUGGCUAUGUGGUGUGCUGGAAAUGCUCAGACAAUAAAGUGCCCCUUGAAUAUGAUGGCAACAAAAUGAACAAAGUGUGCAAAGACUGCUACUGCAUCCUAACUGGAGAGGGGAAAGCAGAAGGCAAGAAAAAGGGCAUUCUUGAGAUUGAAGCUGGUCAGUUUGCAGACAGCAGCAUCAUGUGUGGCUUCCUGCAGCAUUCUGAGAAGAGCAAACUUUGGCAGAAGGUUUGGUGUGUCAUCCCUGAGAAGGAGAGUCUGGUGCUUUACCUCUAUGGAGCGCCACAGGAUGUGAAGGCCCAGUGCACCAUACCCCUGCUGGGUUAUUCUGUGGAUGAUAGCACAGACACACCGGCAGGCUUCCGCAUCUCCCAGUCAAAGUCCAUCCAUAACUUUAUUGCUGAGACUGAGGAACUUAAGCAGCGCUGGCUGAAAGUGAUUCGAGUGGCAGUGACGGGAGAGAUACCAGAAUGUCCUGAGACCAACGGCAGCAACAUGCCAGACAACAACAACACGGAAGAAGCCAGCACUGAUAACACAUAAAGGCCUGUUUUCUACAAGCAAACUGCUAUUGGAUUUUUUUAUAAAUGAAAAAUAUGGGAUGCGCAGAUUUAUUCUGCAUGCACAAAAUGCAAACACUCUCCAUUUUGUCAUUGAAUCUGUAUCUUGAAGACAGCAUGGAAAAUGAAGUGCUGGAUAAGCUGCCUUUCCUUGUAUCGCUCGUGUUUCUUGGUCAGUACCUGGAUUUUCUCUUGCAAGAUUCACCGCUAGAGCUGUGCUGGAUUACUAACAAUUCUGAUACAAUCAACACUAGAGCAGAGGGGCCUCAGGAUAGAUCACCUUCCCUCAAACAGGCACUAUUAAUGAGAGCUCAAAAUCAUUCUACAUGGACUUGAGCCUAUGGACUACCACAGACUUACAAAGCACUCUGCUUACGAUGUGAAUCAAAGCAAGAAAUGUGGUCCAAACUAAGUCUGCUGGUGCUAUAAUUCUCUGUACAUGUACAAUAUAAAUGUAUUUUGUUUUUUUUUCUCCAUAAGGAACAGUUUUGUUUUUAUGUACAGAAAUUAAUCAAACUUUGUUUAUAUUCAAUUGAAAAACCUCUAAGUGUGCUACAAAGUAUUUACAGUAUUUCCCCUUUUCUUUGGUUGAGUAUUCCAAAACUGUAACAGUGAUCACACGUUUGGAUAAUGAUGGUGUCAUCGCUCCUCUUUGGGGGAAAAAAAAAAGCAUUUCAACCUUUUAAUUUGAAAACGAAAUAAUGUUAAAAUAUAAAGAUGGAUUCUGGAUUUUUGGUCCUAUGCCAAUUUCUGAUCCGCUUAUAUAUCCAAUAUUGACAUAUAUAAGCUGAUAUUUUAACAAAAAUAAUAAAUAAAUAGAGACGAGCAGAGAUCAUUAUCCAUUUGCCAGGGUUUUCUGUUCAGAUACAUAUGCAGCACAAUUGGGCAUAGCAAGCUGGUGCAGCAAUUGUAAAUGUGUUUUUAAUGCUGUGAUUAAUUUUAUUAUUUAAAGUAAUUUAUAGACUAUGACGAGCAUGAUCUGUUAAACUUAGGACAAAUUUGUUUCCGUCUCUGUCAACUGAGAAGUGCAUUAGGUACAUCCUUUUUUAUUCUAAGAUUUUUUUUUUCCCCCCACCACUAACCCAUGAAAUGUGUCACAGAGACCAGUCAGUCCUUGAUGGACUGCGGUGAGGAAAUGUGCCUAUAUUUUCCACGGCGUGUUCAUUCCCCCCCUCCCCCGUGCUCAAUGCUGGUGCUCACCACUCUGAACUAUUUCCACCUGCCCCCAGUCCUCUGUAUUCAAAUAAAAAAAACCAAGAGCACAAAAUUUCUGUCUGCUAGAUCUGAAUGUAAAGCUAGAUUUUUAUGCAUCCUCUCAUCCCCUUCCCAAAGGUUUAAGAAUCUGCGCACUUUACAGACUAUAAAGUGUACCUUCAAAGAAAAUAAAAAGGAGUAAAGGACGUGUGGA